AUUGUUUUCAACGCUCAUUGGAGCGGACGAAGAACUUAGUGGCUGAGUAAUUGUUACAGGGAACGACGCACUUGAAAAGUAUUUACAGACAAAUGGAGAAACGAUCCUCGUCCGCCAUGCAAGUGCUCUAUGCGGAGCUGGCCGCAGCAAAGGCACGUAGUCUCAAACUGGAGGAGGAGAAUGUUCUACUACGCCAUCGCCUCAAUCGAGUGUCCUCGGAUCACCACACGAGCGCAGCCGUGGAUGUGCAGGCCAAGAUUGUGGCAUUCCAGAUGGAGGAGGAGCGCGAUCAGCUGGUGGAGACCCUGCAGCUGCACAAAAAGAAGUACAACAAACUGCACGAUGCCUACCUGGAGAAGCUAAAGCGCUGCAAGGCACUCGAGGAGAUGUUCAAGCGGCAGAAGACUCUCACGGGUCUGGUGAUGAAAUCCGCCUUGGAUCAGCGGAACACAGAGCAGCGAAUGAUGUUGGAGAAGCGGCUGUCGGCACAGAACGAGUGCAGCGAAAUCGAGCAGCUGAAGGCACAAGUGGAGAAGCUCCAAAGAGCUCUGGAUGAGUCAUACGACAUCAUCGAUGAAAUGGACUUUGAGCUGGACAGCGUGGACUUGCUGGAGACACAGAAUCAAACACUGCGCGAAGAGGUGGCUGCUCUAAAGGCGAAACUAGUAGCGGUAGAAGUGGCCGGCUAUAAUGAGUCUGCUCCAGCCUUAGAUGAUGAUCCUCCGCCCAAGUACCAACCGGAAGAUCCGACUACCCCUCACGUGUGUCGCAACUAUCGACAGCAUGUGGUCUCUUCCUGCUGUGAGUCCUGCUUGAAGGAUGAUGAUGCCGACGGCGAGACCAUGGAGCGAGCGGCUCUCACCAACAGCCUGAUCCAAACUGUCGAGACGGAGAGCAAUAGCCUGCGACGGGAGCUACUCCGAUCUCGUUGCCAGCUAAAAGUGCGUACCAAGCUGGAGAAGGAGAGCGAGGAGAACAAUGAGGAAUAGCAGGGGGACGACUUAUUAAGCGACAAACAAGCCACAAAUGAUGACAAACCAUAGCCCGAAAUAACUGACACGAUAAACCAAACAUUGACAACCAGGGGACGGAAAUGGACAAGUCGGCCCACAACUAACUGAUCGAAGACCGACCGAAAAACCGACCCCACAGAGUGCAAGUCUAACCCAGAUUCGGAGCAAGUUACGCCUAACAAGUGCACAUACCAGAGAUUGCUUUUAAGGUUCGACAAACACGAUCUGCAGCUGAACCAAAUGCAAAUCCACAUCCAAAUGCUUUGAGAUAAGAGCAACCUGAAUAACUUGGGGCUGUGGCAGGCCAAAAAGUAAACCCCGUUCAAUUUCUAAUGGCGAUUAAUUAAAAUAUUUGUUAAUGGCAUCCAACAUGCUUGCUGUGUGUGUCCCAAUCAAAGGAUCCCGUCUGUCCUGUAAUUCAUGAAGGUUCCACAGCACACCAUGCCCCCACACACCGCCCCAAACCCGCAUCAGCUCUCCAAUCAAACAAACAUGACAAUUAUUUUUUAUGACUUAAUGUAGAGUCACAGAGUCGCGGGCCAACGUUGCCCAAUGGCUGGUCUGUAUUUGAGUUGCAAAUUAUUGACAAAAUAAAUUAAUCUGCGCAUUUGUUGGACCGACUAACGGACCACAACGCGCACUAACUAACGCA
Messenger RNA from Drosophila guanche, 1665 nucleotides. Its product is annotated as protein Daple. The transcript has 4 exons. Bases 93 to 989 code for a protein of 298 amino acids. The record is from RefSeq and is a predicted model, not a curated record. NCBI's taxonomy places the organism in Eukaryota, Metazoa, Arthropoda, Insecta, Diptera, Drosophilidae.